Adelges cooleyi (spruce gall adelgid) is the source of this 2076-nucleotide messenger RNA. RefSeq lists its product as uncharacterized. The record is from RefSeq and is a predicted model, not a curated record. The coding region runs from base 449 to 1411 and encodes 320 amino acids. NCBI's taxonomy places the organism in Eukaryota, Metazoa, Arthropoda, Insecta, Hemiptera, Adelgidae. The transcript is spliced from 5 exons.
UCGGUGUCCGUCGUAAGUACACGUGUCCCUCAAUGACAAUAAUAUUAUUUUUAACACGGUGAAUGCGUCGUGAACGAGUCCAUCGGGCGACUUCCCUCGGUACACACGGAUCGUAAAACUUAUCAAGUAUAUCGACGGCUAAUGUGGUUAAAGUCAACGUCAUCGGCCACCUUAUUAAACUUUACGCUGCAGCCCUGAGCUCUACAGGACUUACAAUCGUCUUUGCCGCUUCCGCGCGAGCACCGCCAAAUGAAAAUUACCAGAAGAGUACCGGAAACGCAUCCGGCGACAAAAAUGGUUUGAUUUUUUGCCAACCUGUGGCCUAUUGCUGCGAAUAAAAGGUGCUGUUGGCGGAGGCGGCUGGCCGGGGAAGGGAGAUCGCCGUCCGGUGAAAAUUGUGCCCGCCACCUGUAUAACAGUAGCCGUGUACACAUGGUCCAGUAACGAUAUGUCUAGGAACAUGGGAGCCUCGACUCCGUCGUAUUACCCGUCCGAGGCCGACUUCGUGGUUAAAACGCCUCAGAGACCCGCCAAGCCAAGAAAGUCCAGACAUCACUCAGAUCAGGUUCAGUAUGUUGGACUAAUCGGUCUGGUGCAAGUAGUCACUGGAUGUCUAAUGGUCGUGUUCGGCGUAUUAUCAAUGCUGCACGAGGCGUCUGUGUCCAGCGUUGGUGCUGGCUUGUGGAGUGGAGCAAUGGCCAUGGGCAACGGGGUAGUCGGUCUUAUGGCUAGUUUAAACGGAUGUUUAGCUCCCGACAGGACACUAUCGCCGUUGUCUAUAACCAUAUACUUAGCCUUGUGUUUGGUGUCUAUAGGGGUCAGCAAUCUGGCAAUCGUGCUCACCGCCAUAGGGCUGCUGAAAGACUCGCAAAAACCAUACUACAUCUUACCUAAAGACAAGACACACUACAAAACACUAACGGCAGAACAGCUGCAAACGAACUGGGCGCCGGUAUUGGCCAAUUUAGGACUACUGUUGGCCACAUCCGUCCAAUGCUUGACAACUAUGUUGGCUGCUUUUCGGUUCUACCGACUUGUCCGGCUGAUAGUAGUCAACGAACCGCCAUCCCCUUGGCCAGGAGCCAGACACAGGAGCUCGUCGUGUUGCAGUUCCAGCGUUGGCAGCAAGCAAAAAUUAGUGCAAAAAUGGUUGGUACAACAGACUCCGACCGCCGACCGACCACUACAUAUUCACAGUCUUGGUCAGACUCCUCGAAAAUCUGGCGUUUACGACGAAACGGGUUCGUUGCCAAAAUGGAAAACUCGACCGUACACUCCAAAACAGAGACCCGAAAAACAAGAGAGGAAGUUUUCGGUAACCGCAGAUUCCCACAAAAUGUACACGGACAUGGACAGGGAAAUUGUUGAAGAGUUCAUUUCCGUUACCAUGGACCCGAAACCUCAGGGUUGAUCAUCCAAACGAGAUGUACGUCGAAGAAGUGUUCAAAACAUCGUCUUACUCACGGGAACAUAAAAUAACCAGGAUUCGAUAACCUCCAAAAACAUCCGCUGGGACGUAUACUUGAUUUUGUUCGAAUUUAUCAAUUAGAAUAUUUUAUUGUGUUAUGUAUGUGACCAGAGUACGAAGGAUCUGUAAUACGUCAAUGUCGAGCAAAUUGUGUGCACAUGUUAUUUAUAUAAUCAUUUUGUUAAAUAUAGUUAUAAUUAUAUUCAUACGGUACCUAACCACCGACCAAGAUUUUUAAGUAUAUUUAUUUAGAAAGUAAAAAUAUGUACGACUCAAUUAUUGUUGUUAGCUUUGAACUUAGCGUCGGUACCUACUGUUUAUAUUUUAGUAAAUAAGAAUUAUAAUUUGUUAAAAAAAUUAAAACCCAAAAUUUAUUUAUAGUACCGGAGCUGUCGGAUCCCCAUUUUCUUAUAAUAGGUGAAUUAUAAUUUGGUUGAUUCAGUUCAUUGAAGUCAAAGAAAAAAAAAGCAACUCGGUAAGAACUUGGAACAUAGAACUAAAUAAUAUAUUAGACACGAUAUUUUGUUGAAACGUUAUAAAUUCACCGGCUGAAUAGUCAAAACCUAGAAUAUACUUAUGUGUAUAAUAUAGUGAAUAAAAUAAUAGAA